Messenger RNA from Prorocentrum cordatum, 998 nucleotides. The record is from the annotation of a GenBank genome assembly. NCBI's taxonomy places the organism in Eukaryota, Dinophyceae, Prorocentrales, Prorocentraceae.
CCCGACAAGGAGGAGAAGCACAAGGUUCAGAAGGCCCGACCAGAACUCGAGCGGGAGCAGCAGCUGCACCAGUCUGCAGUUGCAGCCAGGAAGGCGUCCGCGGACCUCCAGCAGAAGGUCCAGGCCGCUGCCGCCACGGCGGCCGCCCACCAGCGCCUGCUCCGCAGCAGCCUGGAGGCGCAGCCGCCCUCAUCGCUCCAGCCAGCGGCCAUCAACCUCACGGCCAUCCUCGAGACCACGGAGCCUGACGACUUGGGCAAGUUGGUUUGCUUCGAGGACGGCGACCUCUUCUCGUUCGGCGACCUGGAGCUCGAGCAGGAGGAGAUCGAGCAAUGGCACCGCCACAAGUCUGAGCUGGCCGCCGAGGUCAGCAAGUUCAUCGUCGCAGCAGCCGGUCCAUCCGCGCAGGGGCUGGCUCAGAGGAAGCAGGCGUUCGCCGAGUACCGCGCCCGCAUGGCGCACAAGCGGCGUCGUACCGCAGCUGGUGGCAUGGCUGCAGGAGGCGACCCAGCCCAGCAGAGAGAUGCCGAUGGGGGGCCUGGGGGCCAUCCUGACGGGGACGGCGCAGCGGCGGCUCGCGCCCCCGCCGCGGCGCCUGGCCCUGGGGCCCCGCCGGCGUCCGCUGCGGCGUCGACCGCGGGCGACCCGCCAGGCGCGGCCCCCGAGCCAGCUCCCCCAGAGGCCUCGCCCGAGGACCUCGCCAAGACGCUUGCUGAGGCUCGCGCCAGGCGACACAUCAAGAGCCACUCGUUCAAGGACCUUUGUCGUACUGAUGAACAGCAGGUGGGUGCCGGCCGCCUUGACGGCAUUCUCAAGGGCGGUGGCCCCGUCGAUUUCUGGGAUUUCGCGCCCGUGGCGGUCGAGCUCUAUCUCACGCCUGGGGAGAAGCUCAUGGGAGUCAACGCAGAGAAGCUCACGAACCUAGGGGCGUUCCUCAGGCUUUCGCAGAUGCCUUGGAUUCUCGCGGCGGAUUGGAAUGUGUCACCAUCGGACCUGAG